Molecule: messenger RNA, 2229 nt
Organism: Solanum lycopersicum (tomato)
Lineage: Eukaryota; Viridiplantae; Streptophyta; Magnoliopsida; Solanales; Solanaceae
Product: calmodulin calcium-dependent NAD kinase-like
Molecular function (GO): ATP binding; kinase activity
Source: RefSeq, a predicted model, not a curated record
UAACUUUUUUACCCAGAAAGUGAUUAAAUACAAAUACACAAAUAAAUAAAAAGAAGUGAAUCUGAUUAUUCUCUACAUCAGAUCAUUUUAGCACGUAUUCAGAUUACAAAAAAAUCAAAAAGAUGAAGAAGCAAUUGCAUUUUGUAUUGUGGUUAAAUGUUUAGGUGUGAAGCUAUUUCUGCAUUGUAAAUUGAGCCCCUUGUUUUGCAUGGGAAUUAAUAUGUCUGUUUCAUCAUUGUCGUCAUCAUCUCCUCCUUCAUGGUCAUGGCACUUGAAUAGUUAUUCCGAAUUUCAUCCUCCUUCGUAUUACUGUGUCAAUAUAAAGCCUAUUUGUAUACAGAUCUUUUCAGCAUCUUGGAUUUGUUUAAUCAUAUCAGCAGCUGUCUAUUAUCGCCUAAAGAAAAUUCGAAAUCAGAAAAUCAUCCCUCGAAUUGAACUUUCUCGUAUUGGACAGGUCCUCAAGUUUGAAAAAUUUUCCCAUUAUGUAGCUAGACAAAUGGGAUUUGCAGAUAGGAGACAAUGUCCUCAUCUGUGCAAGCUAGCUACUGAGUACAUAAUAAAAUCAGACGGGUGUGAGGAAGAUAUGUACAACUACUUUUCUAAUGAACCAGAUGCUGAUUCGCUUUUUAUAAAGCUUGUUGAGGAGUUUGAGAGAUGCAUCCUUAGUUACUUCGCUUUCCAUUGGAGUCAUGUUCCUUAUAUGAUGAGCCAGGUACUGAGUGCUGAUCAUUUUGAGCCAAAAAAGAAGCUCCAAAACAUUGUCAUGGCUGCUACGAGGGAACAACGAUUUGAAAGGGUGACAAAGAAUCUGAAGGUUGCGAGAGUUAUUACUACCUUAGUUGAGGAGAUGAAAGCAAUAGGACUCGUUUCUUCAGAUGAUUCACAAUGCACAGAUGUGAUGGUUCCAAUGGCUCACAAAGAUAGAAGCCCUGUCCUCCUGUUUAUGGGAGGUGGCAUGGGGGCUGGGAAAAGCACCGCGCUCAAGGAAAUUCUCAAAGAGCCAUUUUGGAUUGGAGCUUCAGCUAAUGUUGUUGUGAUAGAAGCAGAUGCAUUCAAAGAAUCAGAUGUCAUUUACAAAGCUCUUAGCUCUAGGGGACACCAUGACAUGCUUCAAACUGCUGAACUGGUACACCAGUCAUCAACAGAUGCAGCAUCAUCCUUGCUUGUAACAGCACUGAAUGAAGGAAGAGAUGUGAUCAUGGAUGGGACACUCUCAUGGAUACCCUUUGUGGUGCAGACCAUAACCAUGGCCAGAAAUGUUCACCGGCGACGUUACCGAAUGGGUACUGGUUACAAAGUGGAAGAGGAUGGAAGAGUAACUGAAAACUACUGGGAACAGAUUGAUGAAGAAGAACAGGAAACUGAUGGUACAAGAAAAAGAAGACCUUAUAGAAUAGAAUUGGUUGGAGUUGUUUGUGAUGCUUAUUUAGCUGUCAUUAGAGGGAUAAGGAGAGCUAUCAUGUGUAGAAGAGCUGUUCGGGUGAACUCGCAACUGAAGUCACACAAGAGAUUCGCAAAUGCAUUUGACACAUACUGUCAGCUUGUGGAUAAUGCAAGGUUAUAUUCCACGAAUACUUUGGAAGGCCCCCCUAAGUUGAUAGCAUGCAAGGAUAGAGACAAGACAUUAUUGGUGGAUCCUGAUGAGAUAACUGUACUGAAAAUGGUAGGGAGGUUGAAUGAAGGAGCUGAUUCCAUUUAUGAACUUUACAAGAACCCUCAUCCAGCUUAUCAAUCUGGCUCAGUUUGGAAAGACAUUGUUAUGUCACCUUCUAGGUUGAAUAUUCAGAAAGAACUCAAGUAUUCCAUUCAAAAAGUUGAAAGAAUGAGAUCCUAAAUCAAUCAUCAAUGACUACUCGACAAUAUGACUUUGAGAUUUGGAGGCUAAAAUCCCUUCUCUAGUUGGUUUUGCCUCCUCAAAACCCUUCCUUAGCUUGUAAUCUUGAAGCCUUGUAGCUUUCAGUUGAUUUCAAAGAGUUGUAUUAGGUUUGGUUUUUUUUUUUGGGAGUGUCCCCGGGUAAUUAGGAUUACGCGAGUAGGGCACCAUUUGGGAGUACCGCUCUCGAUGAAAGAUUUUUUCCUAUUCAGAACUCAAAUUGAAAAUAUCAGAUCAAGAGAGAAUCUUUAUCCUUUGCACUUAUUCCUUUGAUGGUAGUUUGAAAAUUGUGAAGAAUAUUUUUUAUUUUUUGAAAAAUAAUAAAUAUUAAAGGUGUCAGAGGUAGAUUAGAAGUA